AUGCUGAAUGGUUUUGACGAUCCUCAGACCUCUUUGACUAUUCGAUUUCCGGCUGAUCGUCGAUCGUCUGUUCAAAUUCUAGCAAUGUGUCGAGCAGGAUGUCAUCUCGAACGCGUUGAUGCGAAUCCGAGCAAACAUUCGACCGUCACGAUCGAGGUCGUCGCCCCGUUGUCGUCGUCGUCGACGUCAGCAUCUUCACCAUCGCCAUGGCCAUCGUCGCCCCAACAGUGUUGCCAUUUCGGGACGGACACGAGAGGACAGACCGGAUAG
Messenger RNA from Haemonchus placei, 270 nucleotides. The record is from the annotation of a GenBank genome assembly. NCBI's taxonomy places the organism in Eukaryota, Metazoa, Nematoda, Chromadorea, Rhabditida, Trichostrongylidae.